CACCCUGCUGCUGCUAUCUUGCUCAUACUCACACUGAUGACGAAAAUGGCGGAUAGCUCAUCGUCGGUCGAGGUUGUCGAGGGCUGUCGGUUGCCCGUUCUUCGUAAAAAUCAAGAACACGAGGACGAAUGGCCACUGGCAGAAAUCCUCAGUGUGAAGGAAGUCACAGCAAGAAAGCUCUACUACGUUCACUACAUUGACUUCAACAAGCGUCUGGAUGAGUGGGUCACAGGAGACAGGUUGGACUUGAAGAAGCUUCAGUUCCCUAAGAAAGAAGCUAAAACUCCAACCAAGAAUGGUCUUCCAGGCUCCCGUCCCAGUUCCCCAGAAAGAGAAGUGAGGAAGAGUCUAGAUACCAACCUUCAAUCUGCCACAGCGCCCUCCAGAGGCAAAACCCUCCCCACUCCGCUGUCGAGUCAUACUGAACUGCAUGGAAAUCCAGAUAUAAACAACCACGACACAGUAAAGGAAGAAGAUGAUCCUGUUGUGCAGAACAAAUCUGGAAGUGAUUUAAAACAUUUAUCCAAAUGUUUGUCCGGUGUGCGCACUGGAAUUGUGAACAAGCCAAAUUUCGGGUGCAGGUCUUUCAAGAAAAGGAAAGUAGAGCCUGUCGCCUUGGCGCCUCAGGUAUCCCCAGUCACGCCGCCUCCCCCCUCUCUGCCACCCUCAGCUGAAGCCUCUCAGGCGUCCGUUUUCCCUGCCGUGAGGGAAACUAACACUUUCAAGUCCCGCGAAGACCAUGAACAGCUCUCCUCACUCACAACGAACGGCACUGCCCGAAGACCUCUCAUUCCUACUCCUCAGCCCGGGAGGAAAAGGAAAGCUAACUGUGGGGGAACUGAUGAGAUGAUAAAGGUUUUGCAGUAUAACAUCCCUCAGACUGCCAGUGUCUUUCUACCACCACCAGAGGAUUCUCAGGAUAGUUCGGAUGGCAUCCCAACUGCCCCCCGCAUGACGGGAAGUUUGGUGUCUGACCGCAGCCACGAUGACAUCGUCACCCGAAUGAAAAACAUCGAGUGUAUAGAGCUGGGACGUCACAGACUGAAGCCCUGGUACUUCUCUCCGUACCCACAGGAACUCACCACACUGCCCAUCCUUUACCUCUGUGAAUUCUGCCUCAAGUAUCUUAAAAGCCUCAAAUGUCUCCAGAGACAUUUGACGAAAUGUAAUCUGAGACAUCCUCCAGGCAACGAGAUCUACCGCAAAGGCACCAUAUCGUUCUUUGAAAUUGACGGCCGGAAAAACAAAAAUUAUUCCCAGAACCUGUGUUUACUCGCUAAGUGUUUCCUGGACCACAAAACCUUGUAUUAUGACACGGACCCUUUCCUCUUCUAUGUAAUGACCGAGUACGACUCCAAAGGCUUCCACAUAGUGGGCUACUUUUCUAAGGAAAAAGAGUCCACUGAAGAUUAUAAUGUUGCCUGCAUCCUGACCUUACCUCCCUAUCAGAGGAGGGGCUAUGGUAAACUGCUCAUCGAGUUCAGUUACGAGCUUUCAAAGGUGGAAGGGAAGACGGGCACUCCUGAGAAGCCACUUUCUGACCUGGGUCUCUUGUCCUAUCGCUCCUACUGGUCCCAGACUAUUUUGGAAAUUCUCAUGGACCUCAAACCUGACAAUGGAGAAAGGCCACAGAUCACCAUCAAUGAAAUCAGUGAGAUCACAAGUGUAAAGAAGGAAGACGUCAUUUCAACACUUCAAUACCUCAACCUUAUCAACUACUACAAGGGUCAGUACAUCUUGACUCUUUCAGAAGACAUCGUGGACGGACAUGAACGAGCGAUGCAGAAGAGACACUUGCGCAUUGAUCCUAAAUGUCUCCACUUCACACCUAAAGACUGGAGCAAGAGGGGCAAGUGGUAGAGGUAGAGUCCUGGUCCCACUCACAGGACCUCCCCGCCCCCCAAAACUGUGUGGCUGCAGAUUUGAGUAGGAAGUGUUGGGUCAGAUAAAUGUUUUUAUGAAGCAGUUUCAUCAAGAUCCUCAACCGGACGCUAAGCAAUGAACAGAAACUGUGAGCAGAAUCUUACAUUGUGAAUAUUAAAAAACAAAAGAAAGAUGGUGACACGCACAGAAACAACAUAGUGUACCUUAGGGCUGUAGUGUUUAAUCAAAUCAUUACCAAAUACAAUAUUUUCUGGUUUCUUUGCUCAAUAUAACAAAGAAAUCAUUAAAACUAUAUAUGUAAUAGUGGUUUGUAGACUAAAUACAAUUGAGAACAUCAUAAUUCGUAGGUUUGGGAAAUGCCAUUUGCCAUUUUGUGGACAUUAAUCGACAAAAUAAUCAUCAUCAAACAGUUGAUUAUGAAAAUAAUAAUUAGCUGCAGCCCUAAUGUACCGACUGUGUGAAACACUGCAAACAAUUAGAUAAGGUGUCUGUGUAGCUACAGACCACAGAGGACAUGGACCUGCUGCUGUCGCCACGCAACAUAAAUGAUUUUGUCUGUUUGCCACAUAAGAAGUAGAAAUAAAAAAAAGUCGUCAUAAUUAUGAACCGCAGGAAGUUUCUGGAUGUGUGGAAACAUCCAAGAGAAUUCCUUGAACGCCGAGCUUGUAGCUCUCGUUAAUAAACGUCACCGCGACUCUUGUGUAAACUCGAACGCUUAAGUCAUCACUUUCUACAUUGAUUUUAUUUUUAAAAUUUGCAAAUUUAAAACCUUUGACGAACGCCGUGUUGAGAACAGAACAGUUCCCACUGAUGAACCGUCUGUUUCUAUCACGGACUCAUUGUGAUUCAUGCUGUGAGUGUGUAAAUAAAUGUACAAGGAGUCAACAUUCAUUUGUGCAUUCACCCUUUCAUCUCAUUUUCUGCUCAUGGUGAUUCUCUUGAGGGCGUUUGGAUAAGCGGGACAGAGACAUUGGACAAAUAAGAGUCCAUUUAUGUGAUGUACAAAUAUUUAAGUAAAGUAGAACCUAUUGUUUGCAGUUGUAAUAUAAUUUUUCAGACAUGAUGGUUUCAUAUGUACAAUAUAUCUAACACAUUUCCCUGUGUUUUUAAUAUAGUUGGAGGGUUUAUUUUGUGGUGAAUGUUGUGCUCCUGACACGAUCAUGUGUAACCUGCACAAUGAGACGUCAGUCAAAGGGAAAUGUACAGAGUGAGUCUUUUUGUUUACGCCAUGUAAAUUGUGAGACAGGAAAAGGCCGAAAAAGGUUUUUUUAUCUUUGUAAAUUUACCCGUUCACGCAUACGCUCAUAUGAAAACAGUCGAGUCAGAUUUGGACAUGAACAGCAUAUUGUGUCUCUUGAUGUGUGAUUGUGUAAGUUGUUAUAUGAGACGUUUGUCAGUGCUCUGUUCACAGUCUGUGAAAAGCAUCGAGGGAAAAGACAAAUAAACAAAGCUUUUCUUUUGA
Molecule: messenger RNA, 3346 nt
Organism: Solea senegalensis (Senegalese sole)
Lineage: Eukaryota; Metazoa; Chordata; Actinopteri; Pleuronectiformes; Soleidae
Product: histone acetyltransferase KAT5
Exons: 16
Coding region: 37-1860 (607 amino acids)
Biological process (GO): regulation of DNA-templated transcription
Molecular function (GO): histone acetyltransferase activity
Source: RefSeq, a predicted model, not a curated record